AUGAGCAGCUACGACUCAUUAGAACCAGAGUCAAGUAGGGGUGAGCUCAGUCAUCAGCCUUCGUUUCUAAAACGAUUGAGUUCUUUUGUUGCUACAGGAAGCGCCCUAGGGAACUUUCGCACUUUGGAAAUAGAUUUUGAUGACCAAGAGCGGGAGUUGAUAUUAGAGAGGCUGUCCAAAGUACAUGGGAUCAGGCCGGCCAAAUUGAUUGGUGUGACUAAACCAUUGUGUACUUGGACACUCUAUUACAAAAGCGAAGAUGAUUUGAAGUAUUACAAGUCCCGAAGUGUUAGAGGAUUCUAUCGAGCCCAGAAUGAAAUCAUCAACCGUUAUCAGCAGAUUGAUAAACUCUUGGAAAGCGGUAUCCCAUUUUCAUUAUUGAAGAACUACGAUAAUGAAGAUGUGAGAGACGGCGACCCUCUGAACGUAGACGAAGAAACAAAUCUACUUUUGGGGUACAAUAGAGAAAGUGAAUCAAGGGAGGUAUUUGUGGCCAUAAUACUCAACUCUAUCAUUAAUGUGGUUCUUUUGGUAGCAAAAAUCUUUGUUGUUUUGUUCAGUUCCUCACUCUCAUUGAUGGCUUCGUUAGUUGACUCCGUGAUGGAUUUCUUAUCUACUUUGAUCAUAUAUGUUUCUAACUCUUUUGCUGGGAAAAGAGACAAGAAUGAGUAUCCAGUUGGAAGGUCAAGGUUGGAGCCCUUAGGAGUUCUUGUCUUUUCCGUAAUCAUAAUUGUCUCUUUCAUCCAGGUCGGAAAUGAAUCUUUGAAAAAGCUAAUCAGUGGCGACCGUGAUGUUGUUUCUUUAGAUAAAACCACUAUCAGCGUCAUGGUAUUCACCGUAGCUGCAAAGCUAUUCGCCUACUUUUGGUGCAAAAGCUCCAAGAACUCCUCUGUUGUUGCAUUGGUGGAAGAUGCCAAAACUGACAUUGUCUUCAACUUGGUAUCUUUAGUCUUUCCUGCUUUGGGCCAUUGGCUGGGUAUUUGGUGGCUUGACCCCCUAGGUGCUCUGUUAUUAUGUGUAUACGUGAUAGCUCUAUGGGCGUCCAUUGCAUUUGUCCAUAUCAACAAUUUAACUGGAUCAGCAGCCACUAAAAUCGAUAUGCAAACAAUAAUAUACCUGAUUCUUCGAUUUUCAGAAUCGAUUACCAAAAUCACCAGUCUGAAGGCAUAUCACGUUGGGGACCACAUCAAUGUUGAAGUCGACGUGAUAUGCAACUCCAAGUUAGACUUCAAGGAGUUCCAUGAUCUGGCCGAAUCAAUUCAAUACACGAUAGAACUGUUACCCUAUGUCGAAAGAGCAUUCGUCCAUUUAGACUAUAGACUGGGAAACUACGUAGGACAUCUACACUAG
Komagataella phaffii GS115 is the source of this 1350-nucleotide messenger RNA. RefSeq names its product Conserved protein involved in exocytic transport from the Golgi. Gene Ontology annotation, biological process: monoatomic cation transport; transmembrane transport. Bases 1 to 1350 code for a protein of 449 amino acids. Gene Ontology annotation, cellular component: membrane. The record is from RefSeq and is a predicted model, not a curated record. NCBI's taxonomy places the organism in Eukaryota, Fungi, Ascomycota, Pichiomycetes, Pichiales, Pichiaceae. Gene Ontology annotation, molecular function: monoatomic cation transmembrane transporter activity. The transcript has a single exon.